CCUCAAAAAAAAAAAAACAAGGGUUGUUAGUUGGUUGAAUCUUGGUUUAGUGGCCCAAAUAUAAUAACCCAAUCUCUUCUCCGCCGCUCUCUUUCUUCCUUACUUCAACACCAUAUCUUAGGGUUUCUCCUCCUCUCUACCUCCAAUGGGAAAGGGAACUGGGAGUUUUGGUAAACGAAGGAACAAGACCCACACGCUCUGCGUCAGAUGUGGCCGCCGCAGCUUCCACCUCCAGAAGAGCCGUUGCUCUGCCUGUGCUUUCCCCGCUGCCCGUAAGAGGACAUAUAACUGGAGUGUGAAGGCUAUCCGAAGAAAGACAACUGGCACUGGUAGGAUGAGGUAUCUUCGCCACGUUCCACGCAGGUUCAAGACGGGUUUCAGGGAAGGUACUGAAGCAGCACCAAGGAAGAAGGUUGCAGCAGCUUUUGCUUAAAAGGCAAAUUGUAAUGGUAUGAGGUUUUGUUUUGGAUGAAGCCAUGUUUAUGAGGAAACAUUUAGUGAUGAAGAGUGAAAUUAUGUUCCAUUGGAUGCUUUAGUUAUUUAGUUUCUAUUUGAAUGUAGCUGUCUUAAAUUUUGAACAAUUAUUGGAGCUAAUGUUUGACCCUUAA
Messenger RNA from Gossypium arboreum, 608 nucleotides. RefSeq names its product 60S ribosomal protein L37-3-like. Gene Ontology annotation, molecular function: structural constituent of ribosome; RNA binding. The record is from RefSeq and is a predicted model, not a curated record. Gene Ontology annotation, cellular component: cytosolic large ribosomal subunit; ribosome. Gene Ontology annotation, biological process: translation. Lineage: Eukaryota; Viridiplantae; Streptophyta; Magnoliopsida; Malvales; Malvaceae. The transcript is spliced from 4 exons. The coding region runs from base 146 to 433 and encodes 95 amino acids.